Messenger RNA from Harpia harpyja (harpy eagle), 2851 nucleotides. RefSeq names its product phosphoethanolamine/phosphocholine phosphatase 1 (gene PHOSPHO1). The record is from RefSeq and is a predicted model, not a curated record. NCBI's taxonomy places the organism in Eukaryota, Metazoa, Chordata, Aves, Accipitriformes, Accipitridae. Gene Ontology annotation, molecular function: phosphatase activity. The coding region runs from base 687 to 1493 and encodes 268 amino acids. Gene Ontology annotation, biological process: bone mineralization involved in bone maturation. The transcript has 3 exons.
CGGGAUUAAGCCCGAAGUCUCACGGCAAUGCAGAGGUCUGCCAGGACGCGCAGCAAGAGCUGAUCUGCAGAGAUGAGGAGGGCAGCGAAUAUUGCUGGGCUUCAACCUUUCCUCCCUGGGCCUCUUCGGGGCACAAAGAUCCUGGGGAUGGCUGGAGGUAUUGCCAGAGGGGAAGAAAACAUUGAGAUUUUGGGGAUAAACUACCCUGGGAAAUUAUUUUUGCCGUGAGCCCAGCAGCUCACCGCUUUUAUCAGGCGUCUUUUGACCCUCAUCCCAAAUUCAGUUUGUUUAAACCUUUAUGUUUGCCGCGAUUAAUGAGCAAAUAUCUGUUUUAUUUUCUGUUCCAACAUUCAGGCUUUGCAUAAUGUUAGGAAGCGCGGCCGCUUUUCUUUUAUUUUGGAGGGAGUCCCUUUUUUGCAGAAGGUGGACGGACGCGCUCCCAGGAGGCAGCCGCCGGGUGAGUCAUUUCCGCACAGAAAUAGCUCUGCUGGAAGCGGUGACAUGGUCCUGCAGGGAUUUCACUUCUUCCUUCCCCGGAUGGAGCCGGCUGCUCCAUCCCACACCACUAGCGGUGUGCCCACGGGCACCGCCGGCUCGUGGCUGGAUUUAACAGGUCAGGAGAGCAGCCCGGCGAGCCCUAAGCGCUGCCUUCAGCAACACGCUGCCUGCAGAGUGAUGGUCUUAAAAUGAAAAGGUGCUGUGAGGGCGUUGGGCUGCCAUGCCUGUUUAAGGGUGUUGGUAUGGCCAGCUCCCGGCCUCCCAAAUACCUCCUCGUCUUCGAUUUCGACGAGACCAUCAUCAAUGAGAACAGCGAUGACUCCAUUGUCCGGGCGGCACCGGGGCAGGCGCUGCCGGAGCACAUCCGACAGACCUUCCGCGAGGGCUUCUACAACGAGUACAUGCAGCGCGUCCUGGCGUACAUGGGGGACCAGGGGGUCAAGAUGGGGGACUUCAAGACUGUCUACGAGAACAUCCCCCUGUCCCCUGGCAUGCCAGAGCUCUUCCAGUUCCUCUCCAAGAACCACGAGCUCUUCGAGAUCAUCCUCAUCUCUGAUGCCAACAUGUUCGGCAUCGAAUGCAAUCUGAGGGCAGCCGGUUUCUACUCCCUUUUCCGCAAGAUCUUCAGCAACCCGUCUGGUUUUGACAAGAGGGGGUACUUCACCUUGGGGCCCUACCACAGCCAUAAGUGCCUUGACUGCCCGGCCAACAUGUGCAAACGCAAAAUCCUAACAGAGUACCUGGCGGAGAGAGCCCAGGAGGAGGUGGAGUUCGAGAGGGUCUUCUACGUGGGAGACGGUGCCAAUGACUUCUGCCCUUCCGUGACUUUGACUUCAGCUGAUGUGGCUUUCCCGCGGAAGGGCUACCCCAUGCACCGAAUGACCCAAGAGAUGGAGAAGCAGCAGCCUGGAGCCUUCCAGGCCACUGUUGUCCCCUGGGAGUCAGCUACAGAGGUCGCCCGCUAUCUCCAGGAGGUCCUCAAGAAGAAGUGUUGAGGCUGGCUCAGAAGAGACUUGCAUACUAUAAGCAGCUGGGAAAGGAGAAGACUGGCGGGGGGGUCGCACCGUGUACCCCACGCUCAUCGGCGCUGCUCGCUCAGCCCCCGCUCCCGGGUUACUUUCCUGCCUUUCCUCUCCAAGCUCCUUUCUCUCUGGCGAUUAAAGCACUUUCUCUAGGUCCUCCCUUCUCCCUCCCCUGCCAUGUUGAGAUGACGCCUUCUCUAUGCAGCUCCGACAUCUACUCCACCGUGGGUGUUUGCCAACACUAAUGGUGAUUUUUUUUGUUGUUGUUGGUAGUGGGUUGUUUUUUUUUUUGUCCUUUCUUUCCCUUUUGACUUUACAAGAGCAAUUCCUAAAAGACCAGAAGCCAGCUCCCCACGGGCUGGGCCCUGCACAUGCUUCCACUUUCCUUCAUCCCCCUCGCCUGCCUGAUCUCCACCGGCCACGCCAGAAGCUGCGUGCUGUUGCCUUGAACCUGAUGCUUGAGGUCUCCUUGCCUCUUCGUGAGGCCACUGGAAAUUUAAUCUGGGAAAUUCGUGCUGCCUGAGCUCCCCAGUUUGCCCUUCACACCCUGCCUGAGCAGGGCAGCUCCUGGCUCAGCUGCUGAGCCUUGCGAUGGAGUAAAUUGUCCCUUGAGACUUUAUGCUCUGAAAAAAAACAUGACAUGAAGGACAGGAAACCUUUUGGAAAGGUGGUACCUUGGAAAAAAACCUUUAGUGCCCAUCCCCACCCACUUGCCCAGAGCAUGGGCACAGCGACCGCAUCCCGCUGCGGGGAGGAGGACCUGCCCUUGCCUUCCACUUCCAUCCUCUGCUUCUGCUUGCAGGGUAAAACAUCCCCCAUGUCCCCAGGGUGGACAGGUUCCUCCUCUCUCUAAGCCAUUACCAGUCACGUCCUUCUGUUUGCUGGAUCGUAUCAAAUUCCUCUUAACCCAGGGGUUGAUUUCCCUCCUGACCUCGUCGAGAGGUGCCAGACCUCCCCGCGGGAGGUGCGGUGCUGUGAGCACUUCUCCUGCCAUCGGGUCCCUGGAGGCCAAACCCCUGUUCCCCUGCCCUGCUGCAGUAUUAAUUGCCCCUUCUAAUUGCACUCUGCAGGGGGGGACCCGCAGUAUUCGCUGCUCUCUGGUGUUGGCUUCUCCUGGAUUUAUCCACAGCCUUACCAGCCCCUGAGGGUGGCUCGUAAUUCCUCCAAAGCGUAGAAACCCUGACAGCAAAUCUGAGCAGUAAGGAAAUAACCAAAGCAGCCCUGAGUUGUUCCUCUAUUUCAUUUCCCCCGUCUUUGUUCUUCCUCCUCUGGACCCUCUUCAACUGUGUGGAACUUAAAGCCAUGGAAUUAAAAAAAUACAUAUAUAUGUA